AUGCCCGCAAACUCUACUGUUGUCCCCGCCUCCCUCUCUUCGGGGGCAAAGCCCUACUCCGAGGAUCCCCGUAAAGUUAUGGACGCCUUUCGCAACCGCACCAAGGAUGCCUUGGACCAGAUUUUGGACGAAACAAACAGAAUCCAGAAAAGGAUGGAAAACCUGGCGAACGAAAACGAGAGCAACAACGAGCGGGAGUGGCAGCAGUUGCUCAUCGAAGCGACUGGCUCUCUGGCGAAGCAUUCCCUCCAGCAAGUUGGAGAUCUAAGGCAGUUCGGCACCAAGAAGCUCACAGACGCCAACCUGGCCCGCCAGGCCACGUCCUCUGCCAACAACACCUUCAUUGGCGUGACCAACGCCGUCGACGACUUCUAUUCCAGCGCUAGGGAAUGGCUGAAUGGUGCUGCGAGCAGCCUGCAGUACUGGCUACCGGAAAACAAUGCCGCAGAGAAUAAGAUCAGGCAGUUUGAGCGCGCCAGGAACAACUGGCACAAGGGCUAUUCGACUGUCAUCGAGGGAUGGUUCGAGGGAGAUGAUUUCGGCCACAACAACGGUGCCGACAACUUUUCGGCCAUUGAAGGCCUCGCCACCAAGCUCAACUUCAUGGGUAUGGAGAAUUUCACCAUCGUGAAGAAGGACAGCGGUUGGGCGCUGGAGCUCUCUACUGAGUAG
Messenger RNA from Lasiodiplodia theobromae, 672 nucleotides. RefSeq lists its product as uncharacterized. The record is from RefSeq and is a predicted model, not a curated record. Lineage: Eukaryota; Fungi; Ascomycota; Dothideomycetes; Botryosphaeriales; Botryosphaeriaceae. The transcript has a single exon. The coding region runs from base 1 to 672 and encodes 223 amino acids.